AUGGCGGAUUUGAAGCAAGCAAGCCGCAGAGACCCCACCAUUUUGCACCCAUUCUUGGCAGAGCGAGCCGAGCUUGUCACCAUCAAGCAGAACAAUCCGAACUCGCGGCUGAUGGAGAAGGGACUUCUGGCCAAGCGGGUUUCUGUGAACGCUGCUGAUGUUGCUGAGACUGGUUUGGAGGCGCCACCAUCCUAUUUUGUGGAACUAUGGAAGUAUCGACAACUUCAUGGUGGUCAAGAUCCAGAUCCUGAACGCAUUGUCAAGAUGAACCUCGGCGGCUUCACUGUGCCUGGUGUGGAAGUCGAGGAUGAGAACAUGAAGGGCAUACACAAACGAAUCAAUCGCAGCUACAACUCGGUCAAAAAGAUUGCUCAUAUUCAUGAGGGAGACAUCACAUUGAACCGUCAAGCGCCAAAUGAGAUCUUUGAGGAGACCCGCAAGCAAGUCAUUUCACAACAGUCAAAAGCACCUGCUUUGUCUAUGGCUUUUGGCACGCCAGUUGGGAUCGCUUCCAGUUCGUCAACUGAUGCUCCCCAGAAGAAGACUGACAGUGUUGAUGCACAAGAUGGCCAUGAGACUCAGCAUGCUGAUGAGGAUGAUGAGGAAGCUACCAACCUCACUUCUUGGCUAUCAGAAUUUGGCUUUUGCAAAAGGUCAGAUGCCACAUCGCCUGCCAAAGCAUCGGCGAAGGCAAAAGCAGAGAAACCAAAAUCAACAAGAAAGAAUCCAUCGUCGACCAUCACAAAGCCCAAGAAGCCAGAGAAGCCAGUUGAAGCCGCACCGCCUGCACCCAAACGUAGGAGCAGCAAGAUGGAGACUUCUGAAGGCAAGGGUGUGGAUGGCCAGCCAGAGCCUGCUAGCAAGCCUGCUGAGGAAGUGGCAGAUGACACCAUCCGAAGACGUGGCCGAAAACAAACAUCGCAACUUGACAUGGAAGACAGGGAGGCAUUGGACAAGAUCAAGGAAGAACUGGCAUCUUACAGCACGAUUGAAGCAGAUUCGAUGGAUGAUUUCCAGUAUUAUGUCAAACUGGCAAAAUCCAUGGGGAAAAUCAAUACCCAGCUUGUUCAAAAGCAGCGCACGAUGCAGCGCCGGAGCGCACCAUCAUCUGUUGCUGGUGAGUUUGAAGAAGUUGGAGCUCAGAUCAAAGCUGUCAUUGAUAUUGCCAAGGCUUUUUCAUCCCAAGACGGUGACAAGCUCAAUUCACUGCUUGAGAACAUGUCAGGCUCACUUUCGCUGGGCUUGUCUUCUGAGAAGCAGCGCAUCAAACUACUUGCCUUUGCCGACCUUGCUAGCGGUCGAUGGGAUGAGCUGGAGACGAAGACCGUGCCUAUGAUUUCAGACUUGGACAUUGAUAAUGGUCAAAAGUUUGAGUUCCUGCACCUUCUUGUGACAAAUCUAUUUCAGCGACUCCUCCGAGGAAAAGCAUCUGGUGGCAUUGUCUCUGCCGCAUCUCUUGAUGUGCAUGCCUUUGACUUUGUGCGUGAGUUUACAUCCCGAAUGCCACCAAUCCUUGCAAAGCAAGCAUUCGCACAAACCUCUGAAGCGUUUAAGGAUUUGUCAGAAGACUUUGCGACAGUUGAAGUGCUUUUGUCAGCCAACUCAAAGCUUCCAGCGGAUGUGAAGAAAGCUUUGGAGAAUGUCGCUUCACAUGAGUCUAGGCCAGUACUGGCUGCCAUCGUCGGUCUACCAGCAGGAAAGCGCAUCAUUGAUUUGGCUGAAAAAGCUGCUGAAGGGAAUGCUCACCUUGAUGAGAUUAGAGUUGUGCAAAACAAGAUUGACUCUCUGCCAGUUGGAGUGUACCUCCUUGACAUCUCGACCAUCAACACAAUGAUUGAGUUGUCCAACGAGCUAGACAAACUGAGGCAAAAACACAUCAGAAGAUCUUCCUUGGGUCUGGUUACCACUAUGAUGAAUGGCUUGCAGGAGAAGUUCAUGGAAACAGCAAACGCUCAUGUCAAAACCAAUCUGAUUCCCUAUGUCGUUGCCUUCACAGCAGACCUCAAGGGUUCUGAUCAGCCAGAGACAUGGACAAUCCGCAAGCUGCAGAGCAUCGCAAACCCAAAGCUGAAAAAGUUGCUUCAGAUCCAUGAUGUGCUCAAGGACUUGAAGGAAACUUUGAACAGUAUGUCCCAAAAUGGUACAGCCCUCGGCGAGAAGGUGGUCCAUGAUUUGGUAACUGGUCUAAGAGCUCUUCAACAGCCAGCAAAUGAGUUUGGUGCAGGCUUGGUUGAUGCCCUUGCAGGCUUGAUUGCGAAAAUCAACUCAACCGCAGACAGCGUCAUUGAUUCAUUUCUGGAGCAGCAGCGAAAGUCUAUGGCUUCUUGGGUUGAUGAACACAAGGACGCUUCCAGUGGAAAGCCUACCUCUGCUGAUGUGGACGCUCUCUCCCAGAUCGUGGAGUCAUUUUGCCGCAGCUGCGCUGCAGCCAAACCAUCUGAUGUAGAUAGACAAUGUCAGGUGGAUGCUGCAACUUUCAUGGUCCGGUUCUUCCAUUGUUGGUCUCUUCUUCCAAGCGCUGAUGAUGAAACAGAGUUGGCGCCUGAGUUCAUCAAGCUGACACGUGAACUUGUGAGCAUGCUCAAAUUGGAGAAGGACAUCUUCAAGGAUGAAGCAACUUGGUCCCAGAUUCACAUGCCCUUGUACUUGAUCAACUUCUUGGAGAACAUGACCGCUCUCUUGGGCAGCGAUAGUGAUACCACAGUGGUGGAGCCAGUUGUCAAGAAUGUCUUUGGCACCUACCGUGCAGGUUGCUUGAAAUCGAUUGCCAAAGCUGAAUCGAAAUGUUCCGAUGUCCUCAACCUCAAUCGCGGAGUUUCAUUCCCAGUGUACAACCCAGACCUGGGUCCUGAUGCUGCAGACCGCACGUAUUGCGGUAUUGCAGAUGCUAUGGCCUUGAAAUUGUUCGCAACCGAAGCCCGCGAUGCAAAGCAGCUUUGUCAAGAAGCAGUGAAAAUGACUGGAGCUCCAACAGAGUCCUUUGUGGGAUACACAAGGGUGGUGAGCUUUCACAGGGAGGUGUUGGAAACCAUGACCACCAGGACGAUCAUCAAGGUGCUUCAGUCCAAAGCUGCUAUCGAAACAAGAAAGAGUCAGUUGGCCAACUGCAUGCAGCUGGCACAGGAUGAGAUGCUCAGUAUCCCCGCCAGUGUGCAAGCUCGCGCAACUGAUUUGUAA
Molecule: messenger RNA, 3177 nt
Organism: Durusdinium trenchii
Lineage: Eukaryota; Dinophyceae; Suessiales; Symbiodiniaceae
Source: the annotation of a GenBank genome assembly